UCAAAGGCACACACAAUCCUGUCUGCACCAUGGGGCUUAGAUGUCCAUGUCCUAUUGCGUUAUUAUUCCUGUUCGCUUGUACCUACGCUCAGCCACCAUGCAUCCUGAUUACACCCAGUGUUCUACGUUUAGAGAAUGAGGAGACCAUCGUGGUGGAUGGACAAGGUACAGCUUUUGAUGGUAAUAUUUUGAUUCAGGAUUUUCCCAAGAAUAGAUUGACUCUUAGCCAGUCCAGGAUUUCGGUGAAUGGAGGAAAUGGAUUUAUAGGAACAACCAAAAUAAAGAUUCAUGCAAAAGAUUUUGAGAUUGACCCAAAAAAUAAACAAUUUGUCAGCGUCAAAGUCGUUUCUCCAGAUUGUCCUCUGGAAAAGGUGGUACUUGUCUCAUUUCACAGUGGAUAUAUCUUCAUACAGACGGAUAAGCCCAUCUACACUCCAAAAUCUACAGUUCUUUAUCGGAUUUUCACCAUGACCAACAAGCUUCAGGCUGUCGGCAAAAAUGUGAUCAUCGAAUUUGUGGAUCCAAGGAAUAUUAUUCGGAGAAGAGAGUUACGUAUGACGCCCCCAUCUGGUUUAAUAUCUCUGUCCCAUACUAUUCCGGAACUCGUGAGUUAUGGAGUGUGGACCAUUUCAGCAAAGUAUGAGGAUACCCCUGAGCUGAAUUACACUGCAAACUAUGAGGUGAAAGAAUAUGUGCUUCCCAGUUUUGAGAUCAAGAUUAUACCUAAUCAGAACUUUUUUUACGUUGAUGAUAAAGAAUUUACUAUUGACAUUCAGGCUCGAUACCUGUAUGGCAAGACUGUGAAUGGACAUGCAUUUGUGUUUUUUUCAGUGAAGGAUGAAAAGAAUAAGAGAGGACUCCCUGAUUCCUUGAGGAGAAUUGCGAUUGAUGAUGGGAAUGGAAAAGUCUCUCUGAGUAGAGAUGACAUCAGAAAAAGCUUCCCCAACAUAGAGGAAUUGGAGGGACACAGCAUACACGUAACAGUCACUGUCAUCACAGACACAGGCAGUGACUUGGUAGAAGCCGAACUGGAGGAUAUUUUCAUUGUGAAAUCUCCAUAUAAAAUUCUCUUUACCAAAACGUCCAAAUUUUUUAAACCAGGGAUGCCGUUUCACCUCACGGUGUUUGUCACAAACCCAGAUGGUUCUCCAGCAAACAGAGUCCCUGUUUUGGCUGAACCUGGAAACGUUCCAGGAAAUACUCAAGAAGAUGGCACCACAAGGCUUACAUUGAACACACAAGGCAACAUAAAAACUCUGGACAUAAAAGUAAAAACGGCACACACCAAAUUGCCAGAAUCUCGCCAGGCCUCUGCAUCAAUGACAGCCACGGCCUACAGCCCAUUGGCUGGUAAUUACCUGCAUAUCAGCAUCGCUACUUCGGAACUAAAACUGGGGGGAAACGCUAAUGUGGAUUUUGUUAUUCGGAACAUUAAAACUGACAUUGCAAACCAAAUUAAUCAGUUCACCUACCUGAUUCUAAACAAAGGACAGAUCAUGAAAGUGGGCACACAGUUACGUCAGCCAGGUCAGAAUCUGGUCACCAUGUUACUACCGAUCACGGAAGAUUUUAUCCCAUCAUUCCGUAUCGUGGCAUAUUACACAGUCGUCACUGGGGCAACACGUGAGAUUGUUUCAGACUCUGUCUGGGUGGACGUGGUUGACUCCUGCAUGGGAACGCUGGAGGUGACACGUGAAAAGAAAAAUACAGAUAUAAUAAGACCUUCUAAAGAAGUGACUCUAACAGUUAAGGCCGACCACAAAGCCACUGUGGGACUUGUUGCUGUGGACAAAGGUGUAUUUGUGCUGAACAGCAAAUUUAAAAUCACACAGAAAAAGGUCUGGGACUCUGUUGAGAAGUCGGACAUCGGGUGCACUCCAGGAGGUGGUGCGAACAAUGAGGGGGUGUUUUAUGAUGCAGGAUUAGCCUUACAUACAACAUUCCAAACAUCAACCAGACAGAGAUCAGAACAAUUUUGUGAGAUCAAAGCAAAUCGCAAACGUCGGUCAUCCGUGGCAUAUAUUGAAUAUAAAGCUACCAAAGCCUCCUCAUAUAAUGGUCUGUUGAAGAAGUGCUGCCAAGAUGGGAUGCAGGAAAAUCUGAUGGGUCACAGCUGUGAGCACCGUUCACGCUAUAUCCAAGAAGGGAAAGAGUGUGUGGAUGCCUUUCUAGACUGCUGCAAUGAUGUAGAAAAGAAAAAGGAAUUGGACCGAAAACUGAAAGUAGAAAGCUCGUUGGAGAGAAGUGAUGAGGAUGAGAAUUUCUUAGACUAUGCUGAUGUUACAGUGAGGACUCAGUUCCCAGAGAGCUGGCUAUGGACUGUAAGACAAAUGACAGCAAAAGCAGAUUUCAAUGGAAUUUCCACAGAGGAAGUCAAGGUAACCGUGAAAGACUCAAUUACAACAUGGGAGGUGCUGGCAGUGAGUCUGUCUGAAAAUAAAGGUAUAUGUGUAUCGAAACCCCAUGAUUUGAUAGUUUUCCAGGAUUUUUUUAUUGACCUGAAGUUGCCAUAUUCUGUGGUGAGGAAUGAGCAAGUGGAGAUCCGGGCUAUCCUAUAUAAUUAUGGACCAGGCGAAAUUAAGGUGCAAGUGGAAUUCCUAUACCAAGAAAAGUUCUGCAGUCUUUCCAAUGCCAAGAAAAAUUACAGACAAUUAGUAACACUUUUACCUGAGUCCUCACGAGCCGUGCCAUUCAUAAUUGUGCCUCUUGAGUUGGGUGAGCAUGACGUGGAGGUGAGAGCAGCUGGAGCAUUUGGUUUGAACGAUGGUGUCCGGAAGAAACUUAAUGUUGUGCCGGAAGGAUUAAAAGUAACAGAAAACUUAAUAUCCGUCACUCUUGAGCCAGAGAUAAAAGGAAAAGAUGGGAUACAACAAGAAAAAGUUUCGACAAUAAGUGGCAGAAGUUUGGUCCCCAAUACAGAUGUUGAUACCAUCAUAACCCUACAAGGGACACCAAUCAGCCAGAUGGUAGAAGAUGCAAUCAAUGGCUUAAAUCUGAACCACUUGAUCGUAAUGCCACAUGGAUGUGGAGAACAGAACAUGAUGUUUCUGGCUCCUGCACUGAUUGCCAUUCAUUACCUAGAUACCACAAGUCAGUGGGACAGAGUAGGAGUGAAUCGCAGAAGUCAAGCCAUAGAGUUCAUGAAGAAAGGUUAUGAUCAGCAACUUACAUUUCGGAGACAAGAUUAUUCCUAUUCAGCAAAUGCUGAUCGCCGAAGCAGCACAUGGCUAACUGCUUAUGUUGUAAAAGUUUUCGCAAUGCUUCGGUCAUUCAUAUUCGUUGAGAAUGAUGUACUAUGUGGCGCCAUCAAGUGGUUAAUACUGGAGAAACAAAAACCAGAUGGACUAUUUAAGGAGGACUAUCCUGUGUAUCAUCAAGAGAUGACGGGUGCAAUCAGUGGGUCGAAGGAAGUAGACACGACCUUCACUGCCUUUGUUUUGGUUGCAAUGAUGGAUGCCGAACGUGCUUGUGGUGCCACUGUUAAUAACUAUCAGGAUAGCAUCGACAAAGGAAUGAAAUUUGUUUUGGACCAAUAUCCAAAUGUGCAGACACCCUAUACUACAGCAAUUGCCUCGUAUGCACUCGCCAGAGGUGGGAAGUUGAAGGACACAAGGAAAUUGCUCUCCGUAUCCACAGGCAAUAUUCACUGGGAUGAACGAAAUUCCAAGCAAUUGUCAUUGGAGGCUACAGGUUACGCCCUUCUCACCCUCCUUUAUCUGAAACAGUUUGAACUGACAGGCCCCAUCGUACGCUGGAUUGCUGAGCAGAGAUACUAUGGAGAAGUCUUUACAUCAACACAAGCCACAGUUGUAACAUUCGAAGCUUUGGCUCAAUACCAGAUAGAUAUCCCUACUGUUGGUAACCUGCAACUCGAUGUAUCUUUAAACAUCCCCAGCAGAAAACAAGAGGUUACACAUCGUAUCAAUCUACAGAAUGCGUUGGUGGCUCGUACCGAAACGCUUAAAACGCCUGAAGAGUUUGUAGUGACAGCCAAAGGAAAAGGACAAGGCGUUCUGACAGUCCAGUCAAUAUACUAUGAAACUGCCAAAGAGAGGGAGAACAAGUGCGAUAACUUUUUCCUUUCUGUGACUGUGAAAGAAGAAGAUGAUAAUGCACGGAAGCCUGAAAAUGUAAAAAAAUCUGUGUCCAUCACUAUUUGCACCAAAUUUUUGAAGUCUUAUGAUGCCACAAUGUCAAUUAUUGAUGUUUCCAUGAUGACUGGCUUUUUUCCAGAUAUUAAUGACCUUAACAGGUUAAUGAACGGGGUGGACAAAUACAUCUCCAACUUUGAGAUCAACAAGGGAGCUACUGAAAGAGGAACUCUUAUUAUAUACCUGAACAAGGUCUCACACACACAGGAGGAAUGUUUGAGAUUCCGUCUCCAUCAAGGGUUUGAAGUGGGUCUUAUUCAACCUGCAUCUGUCACAGUCUAUGACUAUUACACGCCAGAAAACCGUUGCACUAAAUUUUACCAUGUUGACAAAAAUAGUGCUCUAUACAGCAAGAUCUGCCAGGGUGAAGUCUGUCGCUGUGCUGAAGGUAACUGUUAUAAGCAACAGCAGUUAAAGGGUGUGACUGCAGAAAAGCGUUUGGAAAGUGCCUGUAAUUCAGCUGUGGAUUUUGUGUACAAGGUAAAGCUUGAUGGCAUCGAACCCCGGGAUAACUACAAUAGUUAUAUCAUGACAAUUGUGCGGGUCAUUAAACAAGGGACAGAUGAAAAUGUGCUCCAAAACAAACGGGAUUUUACUAGUCUUGUAAAAUGUAAUAGUGCUUUGAAUUUGAAGAUUGGCCAAGAAUAUAUCAUCUGGGGCAUAGAUAAAGACAUGUUUCGCCUCGGAUCUAGUUACUCCUACAGCAUUGGAAAAGACACUUGGAUCGAGUGGUGGCCAAAUGACCGGGAGUGUCAGUUACGAGUCAAUGCUGAAACCUGUGAACACUUGGAUCUACUUGCGGAAACACUGGAACUUAUUGGCUGCCCUAAAUAACUUUUGAACAAUAUGAUGAAAACCCCUAAGAUGUGUUUCCAUUGCGGAAUCAGUAAAUCAUAUUAGUAUCUCUAUUUCCGGACUGGGAAACUACAUUGUAGGAGUUUUAGAGCUGAAGAGAAAAUAAAACAUCUGAUUUCUCUGA
Messenger RNA from Pelobates fuscus (common spadefoot toad), 5130 nucleotides. Its product is annotated as complement C3-like. Gene Ontology annotation, cellular component: extracellular region. Bases 30 to 4985 code for a protein of 1651 amino acids. Lineage: Eukaryota; Metazoa; Chordata; Amphibia; Anura; Pelobatidae. The transcript has 41 exons. Gene Ontology annotation, molecular function: protein binding; endopeptidase inhibitor activity. The record is from RefSeq and is a predicted model, not a curated record.